AUAAAAUGACGGAAUUUUCCGACGAAGAAGAGUCAAGGAGCAACUUCUUAUACUUUAUAUAUUUGAUUUUCUGAAAUAACGGAGAAAUCGCGAGUUUUCAUCGCUUCAUCCGUGAGAUCCCGACUUCGGGAAUCUCGAGUACCAUCGUGCCACAGCCAUGAAAUAUGUCGUCCGCAGCCGCGGCGAACAUCGCAAUUUCGAGUGACUCCGAGCUCUUUUGCUCUCUCGCCGCCGGUGCGGAAGAAAGAGCGGCGUGCGCGCGCGACGAUUGCAGGAUCCACGCGGGUUUGAUGGAGGGAGAGAGGAAGAAAGUUAAAAAUGGUGUGGGAGCGCGAUCUCUGGUUUCAUCCUUGUUGUUCGCGCGUAGCAGGCGUUCGUGGCUCGCGCGCGUGUGUGUAUCGUGCACGCUGUUACGCGAUCGCGGAAAGUCCACGCGGAAUGCUGCUGAUUACGCUGUGCCCUCUCUCUUUUACCUUCUCUCCUUGCCCAGCCGUCUCCCACCAGCAUCGUUACCCGCCACUGCUCGCGCGACUACGUCGUUCGACUCGUCCGCUCGUCCGUGUCCUCGACUUUAUGCUGCAAAGGCCACGCGCGAUAGUCAAGCCGUCGCGCCAGGACGGUGUAACUGGUAACACGCGAGCGAACCCGACACCGAGAUGGCACCGGCCCUCAGUAAAUUUGCCACCAGACGCACCCUGGCCGGUGCGGUGGCAGUCAGCACGCUGAUCUGGAUACUGAGGAAUCGCAGCAGGAGACGCUCGCAGAAGAUCAAGGACCAGUGGCCUGUCGGCAACGAUAUUCAGUAUGUCAUUAAGGAGGAAAAGCCAAAGGGCCCCAAGGCACAGGUCAAUGCCAUCUUCUUUCACAGGCUCUGUCAGUUGCUCAGGAUUGGCAUCCCUGGUGUCUUGUCACCAGAGUUUGGCUAUGUGCUCCUAGUGGCGAGUGCCCUGGUCGGUAGGACCCUGUGCGACUUAUGGCUCAUCAAGAAAAGCACUCUGAUAGAAACGUCAAUUGUUAAUAUGGAUGGACCAUUGUUCAGAAAAUAUUUGCUAACUCUGUUCUCUGUGAUACCGCUAAUAUCAAUUGUAAACAACAUACUAAAAUAUGGUAUAAGUGAAAUGAAGUUGAGAUUGCGCACAAAUAUCACACGUAAUUUGUUGGAUCAUUAUCUUAAAGGCUUUACCUAUUAUAAAAUGAGCAAUCUGGAUACCCGUAUCGCGAAUCCAGAUCAACUGUUGACUACAGAUGUUGACAAAUUUUGUGAAAGCUGUACAGAUCUUUAUAGCAAUGUAGCGAAACCUCUAUUGGACAUUGGUAUUUAUGUAUAUAGAUUAACAUCUACUCUUGGCGGGCAGACACCAUUCUUGAUACUUUUAUACCUAAUAGUAGCUGGCACCUUUUUGACUCAUCUUCGUAAACCUAUCGGAACAAUGACGGUCAAAGAGCAACGACUAGAAGGAGAAUAUCGUCAUAUCAAUUCAAGAUUGAUCACUAACUCGGAAGAAAUAGCUUUUUAUGGAGGAAAUAACAGAGAGAAAUUGACGUUAUUAACUAGCUUUCACAAACUUAUAACUCAUCUUCGUAAAUUCUUAGAAUUCAAGGUCUUGAUGGGCGUCGUAGAUAAUUUCGUCGGAAAAUAUUUCGCUACUGUGGUUGGUUUCUACGCAGUAAGCAUCCCCUUCUUCCAGAAGAAUCAUCCCAUACUCUCCGGCACACCCGAUCACAGGUUUAAAUCGUACUAUACAUACGGUCGGAUGCUGGUGAAACUAGCUGAAGCGAUCGGUCGAUUGGUGAUGGCUGGAAGGGAAUUAACACGCUUAGCAGGAUUCACAGCGCGGGUCACCGAGAUCAAGAAAGUCCUCGAUGAUCUGAAUGCCGGGAAGUAUGAGAGAACGAUGAUUUCGGAUUAUAAAGAUAAUGCGAUCGGUUUUCCUGGUAAUGGCAAAAUUGUGCCGCGUGAUAAUGUCAUACGAUUCGAUCACGUUCCUUUAGUGACACCGAACGGAGACGUGCUCAUCAAGGAAUUGUCCUUCGAAGUGAAAUCGGGGAUGAAUGUACUGGUCUGCGGUCCGAACGGUUGCGGCAAAAGUUCCAUGUUUAGGAUUCUUGGUGAAUUGUGGCCGGUCUGGUCUGGAACCAUUACGAAACCACCGCGCGGUAAAUUAUUUUAUAUUCCGCAACGUCCCUACAUGACUCUGGGUACAUUGAGAGACCAGAUUAUAUAUCCCCAUACGAAAGCUGAGAUGAUAAGGCGCGGUAAUGUUAACGAUGAGGACCUCAAGAAGUUCCUGGAACUUGUGCAGUUGAUUCAUCUGUUGGAAAGAGAAAACAACGCCAACAGCGAAGGACAGGGUUGGGAUACGGUCGCCGAUUGGAUGGAUGUCUUAUCAGGUGGCGAAAAGCAACGUAUUGCAAUGGCUCGAUUGUUUUAUCAUAAACCGCAAUUCGCGAUUUUGGAUGAGUGCACGAGCGCUGUCAGCGUCGACGUCGAGGAUUCUAUGUAUAAAUAUUGCAGACAAGAGAACAUUACGCUGUUCACGGUCUCGCAUCGUCGCUCUCUUUGGAAGCAUCACGAGUAUUACUUACACAUGGACGGCAGAGGAGACUACGAGUUCAAGCCGAUCGAACAAGACACGAUAGAAUUUGGAUCAUGAAUUUUUGCGUCCCUUGCGCACGCGGAAACGCGUUUGCAUACAAACAUUUAACCUAGCCUUAAUUUUUCUCUUAUUCAAAGAUUGUUCAACAGUUCAACAAUUUAGACGAAAUUUUAUCUAUCGUUCAUUAGUUUUAACAAUAGAUGGAAUUUAAAUUUUAUUAUAUCGAAUAUUAAACAUAUAAUACAAGAGAAAUAUCUGCGGAAUGUAUGUGUAUCAUACAAGAUAUACGUACUACACAAACUAGAUAUACAUAAAGUGAAGAUAAAUGACGUGAUCAUAUUUGGCGCAUUACCGGUUCCUUUACGCUGGUACGUCACUUAAAUCUGCAAUGCACAAUGAUAUAUUUUUUGAUCGACAUUUUUAUGAAAUAGAUAUAUUUUUAACUCAUCCCGAGCUUGGAAAGUAAUGUCAUCUUAAAUGACGUAUGAUACUUUUAGAUCCUCAAAUUCUUUGAGGUGUAAUUGUAAAUAUAUAAUUUUAUAGCGUGUAGAUUUUUUUCAAUAUAAAUUUACCAGUGGUCAAUUGACUUUCUAUUUUAGCUAGACUUGCCAAAUUAAACAAUGUAAAUUAUAUGUAUAAGCUUUAAUCAAAAUCAUUUUAUUAAUCAUUGUAUCAUAUCAAGGAAAGUGUACAUACAUGUAUACAUGACAGGAUUGUCUGUAAAGUACAUUUUGUAAGAAUGUUAUUAUUGAUAUCACUACAUGUAUGUGUUUGUGUAUGUGUGAAUUACAUAUCACAUAGAUAGAUAUACUUAUGAAUCAAGACAGAAAAUUAUAAGAUUGUUGGACAAUAAGAGAAUGCUCUAACGAAGAAAGCUAAUUGUAAAUUUAAAAUUAAAUUCAGCAAAGUAUGUACAAAGAAUACUUCAAGGAA
Messenger RNA from Pogonomyrmex barbatus (red harvester ant), 3530 nucleotides. It is a transcript of the gene Pmp70, whose product is annotated as ATP binding cassette subfamily D member Pmp70. Gene Ontology annotation, biological process: fatty acid beta-oxidation; long-chain fatty acid import into peroxisome; very long-chain fatty acid catabolic process. Gene Ontology annotation, cellular component: peroxisomal membrane. Gene Ontology annotation, molecular function: ATP hydrolysis activity; ATP binding; long-chain fatty acid transmembrane transporter activity. Lineage: Eukaryota; Metazoa; Arthropoda; Insecta; Hymenoptera; Formicidae. The record is from RefSeq and is a predicted model, not a curated record.